AUGGUCGUCCAAAACUGCAUCUUGGUGGACCGGAAGACUUCCACCAAGAGCGCCGCCACCAUCUGGAAGUAUUCGGGUUUCGCGCACCACCAGAAAACAAUUAAUCGCCAGUCAGCCGCGUUGACUUCGCCGGAGCUCGUGGCGCUCAACCACACCGUGCCCCAUCAGGGUGUCCUACCCCAAACAAUUUCGAGGAUGCUCGGCCCGGCCAGGCAAAAUAGCGAAACGAUUGCCGUGGGACACCCCCUGGCUUUAGAAUGGCCAUUUCCAGCGCAGCUGAAUGAUUAUCAAGCCGACCUGAAACAGGCGCAGGGCUCCGAACGCCCUUCACGAGGCCUUGAUGGGGAUCGCGUGGUUAGGAGCGGUGACUCAGCGGACUGUAAAAUGGCGGCAGCCUUAAACUUUAGGUUGAAAGACCUGGACAAAAGGCCCCUGAAGGCGUAG
Messenger RNA from Truncatella angustata, 444 nucleotides. RefSeq lists its product as uncharacterized. Gene Ontology annotation, molecular function: hydrolase activity. The transcript is spliced from 2 exons. The record is from RefSeq and is a predicted model, not a curated record. Lineage: Eukaryota; Fungi; Ascomycota; Sordariomycetes; Amphisphaeriales; Sporocadaceae. The coding region runs from base 1 to 444 and encodes 147 amino acids.